GCUUACACAACAGAGAGAAGAGUCUACGGUGCUGGAGGGAUUUGUGAGGGUAGUUUAUUUGGUUGUAAUGUAUACAGAAACUGUUAACUUUGUGUAAUUUGGGCAUCGUAUCUGCUGUUAAGCUGCAGCAGACACAUUAAAGGAGGUGAAACAGGGUUAAAACUGUCCUGACAACAACAACAACAACAACAAUGAAGUUGAACAUCGAAGGGCUGUUAGUUUAUUUCCCAUAUGACUACAUCUACCCAGAACAGUAUUCUUACAUGCUGGAGCUCAAGAGGACAUUGGAUGCCAAAGGUCAUGGCGUUCUGGAGAUGCCCUCAGGGACAGGAAAAACAAUUUCACUUCUGUCUUUGAUUGUUGCCUAUCAGAAGGCCUACCCUCUCGAAGUGACCAAGUUGAUUUACUGCUCUCGAACUGUACCCGAGAUAGAGAAGGUGGUAGAGGAGCUGAGAAAACUAAUGGACUACUAUGCAAAGGAAGCGGGAGACGAAAAUCAAUUCCUUGCUCUAGCACUUUCUUCAAGAAAGAAUCUGUGCAUUCAUCCUGAAGUGAGCUCUCUGCGCUUUGGUAAAGAGGUGGAUGGAAAAUGUCACAGUCUGACAGCAUCUUACAUUCGUGCACAACGUCACAGUAACCCCAGCCAACCUGUCUGCCGCUUCUAUGAGGAGUUUGAUGCCGUGGGCAGGCAGGUGCCAAUUCCUCCUGGCAUUUACAACCUAGACGACCUUAAAGAUUUUGGACGGAGGAAAGGCUGGUGCCCGUACUACCUAGCACGCUACUCACUUCUUCAUGCUAAUAUAGUGGUUUACAGUUACCAUUACCUUCUGGAUCCAAAAAUCGCAGACCUGGUCUCAAAAGAGCUUGCAAAGAAAUCUGUUGUUGUGUUUGAUGAAGCUCACAAUAUUGACAAUGUGUGCAUUGACUCAAUGAGCGUUAACAUCACCAGGAGGACGCUGGACCGCAGUCAGGCCAACAUGGACACACUUCAGAAUACCAUCCAAAGGAUAAAGGAAACUGAUGCUGCUAAACUACAAGAGGAGUACAGGAGAUUAGUGGAGGGACUGAAAGAAGCCAAUGUUGCCAGAGAAACCGAUAUCUACCUGUCUAAUCCAGUACUCCCAGAUGAAAUACUCCAAGAGGCUGUCCCAGGUAAUAUCCGCACAGCAGAGCACUUUAUAGGCUUCAUGAAGCGUUUCCUGGAGUACCUGAAGGCUCGGCUGCGUAUCCAUCACGUUGUGCAGGAGAGUUCUCCUCAGUUCCUUAAAGAUAUCCAUGAGAAGGUGUGCAUUGACCGCAAGCCCCUCAGAUUCUGUGCAGAGAGGCUACGUUCAUUAUUGAGAACUCUGGAAAUCGCAGACAUUGCUGACUUCUCUGCCAUUACUCUGAUCUCCCAUUUUGCUACACUUGUUAGCACCUAUAGCAAAGGCUUCACAAUUAUCAUUGAGCCUUUUGAAGACAAAACCCCCACGAUCGCUAAUCCUGUUCUGCACUUCAGCUGCAUGGAUCCCUCCAUCGCUAUAAAGCCUGUGUUUGAGCGGUUCCAGUCAGUCAUCAUCACUUCAGGGACUCUUUCUCCACUGGAAAUCUAUCCCCGAAUCUUGGACUUCCACCCUGUUACCAUGGCAUCCUUUACUAUGACACUGGCACGCACCUGCCUUUGCCCUCUUAUUGUUGGGCGUGGAAACGACCAGGUGGCUAUGAGUUCCAAAUUUGAGACCAGAGAAGAUUUUGCUGUGAUCCGGAACUAUGGGAACCUGCUCCUGGAAAUGUCUGCCACUGUACCUGAUGGGAUCGUGGCAUUUUUCACCAGCUAUGUUUACAUGGAAAAUAUUGUAGCUUCAUGGUAUGAGCAGGGAAUUCUGGAAAAUAUUCAGAGGAACAAGCUUAUUUUCAUCGAGACUCCAGAUGCAGCAGAGACCAGCAUGGCUCUUGAGAAGUACCAAGAGGCUUGUGAAAAUGGCAGAGGGGCCAUCCUGCUGUCUGUGGCCAGAGGUAAAGUGUCUGAAGGGAUAGACUUUGUUCAUCACUUUGGGCGAGCUGUGAUCAUGUUUGGAGUGCCUUAUGUUUACACCCAGAGUCGAAUACUUAAGGCUCGUCUGGAGUAUCUGCGAGACCAGUUUCAAAUCCGUGAGAAUGACUUCCUGACCUUUGAUGCCAUGCGACAUGCGGCUCAGUGUGUAGGCAGAGCCAUCCGAGGCAAGACCGACUAUGGCCUCAUGAUCUUUGCUGACAAGCGCUACGCCAGAGCCGACAAGCGAGGUAAACUUCCCCGCUGGAUUCAGGAACAUCUCACAGAUGGCAGCCUUAACCUGACUAUUGAUGAAACAGUGCAGCUUGCCAAGCACUUUCUGCGGCAGAUGGCACAGCCAUUUAGACGGGAGGAUCAGUUAGGCCUGUCUCUGCUGACCCUGGAACAGCUGCAGUCCGAGGAAAUGCUGCAGAAAAUCUCUCAGAUUGCUCAACAGGCCUAAUACUUGUCACUGGGAUGGAAAAUGUGCUUAACCUUUGACACUUGUGUAUAUACUUUUUUAAAUGUUUUUCAUCAAACAAAAUGUCAGUAAUAAAUGCUGAUUAUUUCUACAAA
Molecule: messenger RNA, 2587 nt
Organism: Neoarius graeffei (lesser salmon catfish)
Lineage: Eukaryota; Metazoa; Chordata; Actinopteri; Siluriformes; Ariidae
Gene: ercc2
Product: excision repair cross-complementation group 2
Exons: 23
Coding region: 192-2474 (760 amino acids)
Biological process (GO): positive regulation of mitotic recombination; transcription by RNA polymerase II; nucleotide-excision repair
Cellular component (GO): nucleus
Molecular function (GO): damaged DNA binding; DNA helicase activity; hydrolase activity, acting on acid anhydrides, in phosphorus-containing anhydrides
Source: RefSeq, a predicted model, not a curated record